Didymodactylos carnosus is the source of this 1740-nucleotide messenger RNA. Lineage: Eukaryota; Metazoa; Rotifera; Eurotatoria; Philodinida; Philodinidae. The record is from the annotation of a GenBank genome assembly.
AUGUCGAAACCAGCACAACGGGGUGCACGUAUGCCGGUUACAAAAAAGAAACAAGAUUGGGAUACUUCAACUGGUGAUUUUUCUCAACAUCGACUUAGUGAUGAUGAAGUGAUUGAUGAACUAAUGCAAAAAUCAAAUGGUGUUUCACAGUUGGGUCGUUCGGAUAAAUUUGUUCCCAAGAGCAGUUUGUUACGAAGUGGAAAAAAUCAUUUUACAAGUUUAGCGAAUAAUCGAAAUAAACGACAACGACCGACUUCUGCAAAAACACUGAAUUCGUCUCGAAAUUGGGAUCAGUCUGAAGAGGAUGCUUUGUCUGUUAGCUCGAGCGAUCACGAAGACAACGAAGUUGAAAACGAGCCUGUGCGUUUAAAACACUCAAAUGCAUCGAAAACUAAAAACUAUCAACGGCCGAGUUCGGCUUACCAUUAUUCGUUAAGUGAAAAUAAAUCUAUAACUGAUGGUGAACAUACAUCUAAACGUCUACAACAACCAAAUGUACCGACUCGCUCGACUAAUGUUUCUUGCAUGUCCGAUAUAUCAAAAACAGGAAAAACGACUAGUCAAUCAACGUCCGGCAAUCCGUUAACACCAUUACUUAAUCAGCUUUCAUCAAAUAUGUCAGAGCUGGAGUCAGUUACUGGAUUUAAGCCACUUCGAGAUGAUGGAACAAUUAGUCAGCCGAAUAUGUGUAGUACAGCUCUUAUAACCGCAUUGAUUUCUCUAACUGGACAUGUGAAGCAGUGUGUUAUCAUAUCUAAAAAUAAAUCUGGAUCAGAUUCAUACGCGUCAUCCACUUCAUCAUUUCGUCAAGAGAUGACAUCGUUCAAAGAACAAUUAGCUGUAGUAGCAAAAGCUCAACUUGAUUUUCAAAAAAAAAUAGAAAAUCAAAUAACCAUGCUCCAAACAAUGAUGCAAAGCGUUUGUCAGUUAGUCAAUAAUGAAAUAGCAACGAAAUCAAGAUCGUACGACGGACACCAACAGUAUUCCAAUACAAGUAAUAUUUCAACAAUGCAUCAUAUGAAUUCAUCUCGUCAACAACAAACGUUAGGUUUUGAUGCCAGUGAAUCACAUGACACUACACAAAACUGGAUGUCAACAAAGAUGAAAUUGAAUAAUAACAAUAGACAAACAACAAUAGUGCCAAAGAGAGAUAUUGAUAAACGAUUAACUCCAGCUUCAUCAGAUGAGCUAUUAUCAUAUGGCAACACAAUCAUGCAACGAAGAGAUAAUAGUUUGUAUUUGUUCAAAAUUUUAGUGCUAACUGUUUUGACAUUUGUUCUAAUAUUUGUAUUUUUAGUCACUAAUGAUUCUGCUCAUCGCAACACAUCUGCUAUGCUAUCUAAUCGUUCAACGUAUACGGAAGUAUUAGAUGCAUCGAAAAAGUUCACACGACCCACUUCAGCAUCUUCUAGUGAUCAAAUCAUAAAACAAACUUAUACAGUUACAACAAACAACAAUGGUCGAAAAAAUGAUGAACAAGAACUAAACUCUCACAUUCGGACAGCAAUGAUUAGUCCUGAUAUGCCUAGUUACGAUAUAUUUGAAUCUGGUUUACCUAAUCAACAACAAACAAUAAGAUAUCCACAGUCAUCCAAUAAUGAAACAAUAUUGGAAAAAAUUUUACAAGAACGUUUAUUAUUGGUACAGCAAAUUGCUGAGCUUAAUAAACAACAUGAAUCAACUCAAGAAGAACUGGCAAAUUUAGAAGCAAAUGCGUCGAACAAUGAUAAUAAUCACUGA